AUGUUUGGGGUUGUCAGCUGUUCCUCUCCUCACUGGACAGCAGCAGAUCAUGUUCAGUUAGUUGGAUUGGUGACAUCUGGGUGGGCUCCUCAGAUCAGAUGCCUCCUGUGUGAGACCAACAUCUGUGGGAAUUCGGAAAAAUGAUGUGGAGGGAAGUUUGUCUCUACCUUUUGUGUAAUGUGAUCAAACAAUGCUUCUGCACUGGUCUUCAUGCACACAUCAUGCCAUUUUCCAGUAUGAGUCACCUGCAGACGCACCAAACUCUGUGUCCUCAAACUAAAGAUGGGAAUGGCCAAUUUCCAGGAUUUUACAUAAUGACUCAGUUCAACAUUGCCGAGUUGGCCAGGAGAGGGACGGUGAAGAAGGUGCCCGGAACGACAUCUCAGCAUGUUGCAUAUAUGAUUGGCCCCGAGUUCAACUUCAGGAUAAACACCAGAUCUGCAUUUCCCAUGGGGCUGCCUGAGGAAUAUGCAUUUUCUGCAACCUAUCGAAUGAGUGGAAAUACACAGAGUAAGAUUUGGAAUUUGUGGCAAAUGCAAGAUCUGAAUGGAAACGAACAGCUUGCAGUCAGACUCAACGGGGAGGCCCUGUCUGUAGAGUUCUCCUACAGAACCCAAGAGAACAGACAGAUGACGGCUUUAUUCCCUUACCAAACCCUCCUCUUCAAUUCUCAGUGGCACAAGAUUGUAUUGCUUGUCAAAAAAGCUUCUGUGAGCCUGAUAACUGACUGUACAGCAACAGAUUCACAGCAGCUGGCACCCAGAGGACAAGUAAACCUAGAUGGAUUUACGCAUAUUGGAAAACUGAAGGACAAUUCAGCAAUAGCUGUGCCGUUUGAGCUGCAGUCAAUGCUGAUCCACUGCGACUUAUUAAACAUCCCGCAGAGAGACACAUGCAGCGACCUUCCUGCAAAGAGAGAGAUAUCCGAGGCAGAGUUUCAGAGGGCUGGAGCCGGCCCUCCUGGUCCUCCCGGUGUGCCUGGAGUAGACGGUAUUGAUGGCGAGAGAGGUGACCCCGGUGAAGAUGGUUCUGCUGGUCCUGAUGGAGAUCUUGGAAAACCAGGUUCUGCUGGACUUCCUGGACUACCUGGAGCUGAUGGAUUGACUGGCCCCAUAGGAGAACUAGGCCUCGAUGGCCUACCAGGACAAAAGGGAGAACCUGGCAAACCUGGACCCAGAGGAGGGGUGGGUGUUGGACCUGAUGGACCAAUUGGACCACCAGGACCAGGAGGACUUCCGGGUGAGCAGGGAAAAGUGGGACCCCCUGGAGCCAUGGGAGUGAGAGGGCCACAGGGACCCCUUGGACCAACAGGCCCCCGUGGUGCUGCAGGGAUGCUGGGUGGAACAAUGGAACUGUGCUCUAACGCAUGCCCACCUGGUGCUCCUGGUCAUCCUGGCUUGCCUGGAAUGAAGGGUCAUAAAGGGGUGAAAGGAGAAGCUGGAGAGCCUGGUAAACAAGGACACAAGGGAGAGGAGGGAGAUCAGGGGGCACCUGGAGAGGUCGGAGCUCAAGGCCCAAAUGGAUCGCAGGGAAUUCGAGGUGCCACUGGUAUGAUUGGCUCCAAAGGAGAAACGGGGCCUCGAGGUGUUGAUGGGGACCCUGGAACUCAGGGUGUUGCAGGAGCCACGGGGGAUCGAGGCCAAAGAGGAUUAAUGGGAGAAACUGGCCCUAAAGGCGAACAGGGACCUCCAGGGACAAGAGGCAACACUGGUCUUCCAGGGUCAAAGGGAGACAGUGGUUUGCCAGGUGUGGAUGGACGUGAGGGAAUCCCUGGCAUGCCAGGUGCCAAGGGUGCUGCCGGAAAACCUGGAAGCCCUGGGGAAGUUGGCCUUCAAGGACUCCCUGGUUUACCAGGAAGCCCAGGACCAAAAGGUGGAGGUGGAGAGAAGGGUAAUGCAGGACAGCCGGGCCUCAUCGGUACUAUGGGAUCUGUAGGUAAACCGGGUGAACGUGGAGAACAAGGAGAAUUUGGACCCAUUGGGCCUAUUGGACAACCUGGAGACCGAGGAGAGCAGGGGCCACCUGGGCCAUUGGGAAAACCAGGAGCCAGAGGUCCUAAAGGUGACUUGGGCUUGCCUGGACUUCCUGGACCACCAGGCCUGCCAGGAAUAAAAGGAGACAGGGGUGAAGCAGGAGAACCUGGACCAAAGGGAGAACAGGGUGCUCAAGGUGAUGAGGGAACACCAGGAGACAAGGGAGAUGUUGGUGACCCUGGCCAACUUGGAGCUAAAGGCGAAGUUGGUAACCAGGGGGAUCCAGGUAAUAGAGGACCAGAGGGUGCCCGUGGGCAGCCUGGCAUUGAGGGGCCUCCUGGUAGUUCUGGACCACGUGGCAUGCAGGGGAACAGAGGAGCUCCAGGACCUCGUGGCACCCAGGGACCAGCGGGUAAAGAACCAAGUGAUCAACACAUCAGACAAGUGUGCAUGCGCGUUAUGCAGGAGCAGCUGGCCCAGUUGGCUGCCAGUCUGAGGAGACCAGAGUCUGGAGCGGUCGGACUGCCAGGCAGACCUGGUCCCCCUGGUCCUCCAGGACCCCAAGGUGACAGCGGCUUCCCUGGGCAUGCUGGUGCAAGAGGGCUCCCGGGACUCAAAGGGCCUCUGGGAAUGUUGGGUCUCAAGGGGCCGAAAGGUGAGAUGGGAGACAGAGGGGACAGGGGACCUACAAGUCGGGGACCCAAAGGCAUGCCGGGACCUCCUGGACUACCAGGUGAACCUGGAAAACCAGGAUACGGUCAAGAUGGGCGUGAUGGAGAACGGGGUCCACCUGGUACCCCGGGUCAGCCGGGCGUUCCUGGACCUCCUGGUUCAGCCGGACCACCCGGUUACUGCGAUCCUUCGGCCUGUAAUCUGAGCGCAGGUGCCGCCCACCAGUCCCUCAAAGACACUAGCAUGAAGGGACCAGGCGGAAACUAAGAACCUUACUGCAUAGACUUAAAACAUUCAGAGAGGCUCCGUGAAGAGCACAAAACGUCAUUGCCUUUGCAGAUAGUUUUACAGAUGUAAUGCCUAAAAAAAUUUACCAACUUCCUGUGUACAGAAAAUGGCAACAUUUCUUGAUCCAAACAAAUGAUUUUACCUUUUAUUGCACACCUCAAGUUAUCUGCUGGUGCAAAUGAACUUUCACAGAACUUAUUGUCCAUCUAAUGUACUCAUGAAAGCCAUUUCCUGUAGAAUUUAGAAAUGUUUUUUUCUCAGCUCAUACUAAAUCUAUUCUAGGAAGUGAACAAACAUCAAUGUGGCCUUCAGACCGGAGGCCUUUUUAAUUUCUGUGUACCAAAGAUUCAUAACCGAAACUGCUGCCAGAGACCUGCUGUCAGAAACAAAAAGGAGAGAGGAUAUAUAUAUAUAGAUAUGCUGCAAUCUAUUCUGUACAUCCAUCUAAAUGAUUUAAAUGUGGUUUUGUAAGAAAUUCACUUCCACUGCUAAAUAACAUUGGUGUGAUUUAUUGUUCCAGGACUGUUGACGCAUGACCUUUUUGUGACAUAUACACACAAGAGAAAUGCAGAUGUGUCAUUUCAUGGUAUUUCUAUUUAUUUUACAUAGGUGUUUGAUGACGAUGAAGUUUGUACAGAGAUCCAAGGGAAACACAUUUGAAUAAAUGUGAUGUUUUUAUAUGAAUUCAAAAUAAAUGUAGUUCUCAAACA
Molecule: messenger RNA, 3643 nt
Organism: Cyprinus carpio (common carp)
Lineage: Eukaryota; Metazoa; Chordata; Actinopteri; Cypriniformes; Cyprinidae
Product: collagen alpha-1(IX) chain-like
Exons: 38
Coding region: 141-2912 (923 amino acids)
Source: RefSeq, a predicted model, not a curated record